This is a messenger RNA of Tigriopus californicus, 2183 nucleotides long. RefSeq names its product tyrosine-protein kinase Dnt-like. The transcript has 7 exons. Lineage: Eukaryota; Metazoa; Arthropoda; Copepoda; Harpacticoida; Harpacticidae. Gene Ontology annotation, biological process: cell surface receptor protein tyrosine kinase signaling pathway; axonogenesis; protein phosphorylation. Gene Ontology annotation, molecular function: protein kinase activity; ATP binding. The record is from RefSeq and is a predicted model, not a curated record. Bases 260 to 2104 code for a protein of 614 amino acids. Gene Ontology annotation, cellular component: signaling receptor complex.
CACAGUGCGGUUUGGCUGGGCAUGUUGUCUUUGAUUUUAUUCCAUGGAAUAACGUCAGUUGUCCAUGAACGCGUUUACUUGACUAGCCCUAUAGUAUUUCAUCAUUGGUCACCUUAUUCUUCUUUCCUUUCUCGCCACUUUCUUUUCCUCAAUUGGUUGUUGAUAAACAAACCCAACCCAGGUGCCUGUAUGAAGUGUAUGUAGAAAGAAGGCAGGGACUCCCUUAGGGUCAAUUCAAACUCGGAUUCAGGAGCCGACCAUGAGUCUCUGGCCUGCCCUGAUAGGGCUCCUCUUCGUCCUGAUCCCGCCCCUUGAAGCCGGCUUAAGUCUGUCCAUUCCACCUUGGGAGGUGGCCCAGCUCUUGGGUUCGAGUCGCGAGUUGAGUUUGGUGCGCCAUGGGCGUUUCCAUUGGUCGGCUAUCAGGUUCACCAUCCAAUUGGCCGAGAAUAAGGAUAAAUUGUUCUUGGCUUGGCAGGCCUCGGAUCAGAUCGAAUAUGCCAUCAAGAUCACGACUAGCGAUCCCGUGGCCUUGCCCCAGCCUCAUUUGAACAUAUCUCAUCGAGGCCUCGUACCUACCCGGCCUUCGACAUGGCGGGUCAGCUUACCUUGUAGUCAUCGUAAAAGCGCCCUGAUCACGCUCAACCUGGAAAUCGGCCUGAGUGGAUCCAGUUUGGAAAGUGGAGCUCAAACUAUUGUCCUGACCCGCACCAAACAAUGUCAACGAUCGAGCCCGGGAUCUCAAGGGGAAGUUUUUUCGCAAAUGAUCGAACCGGAUCGGACACCGCCUCAUAUUGUGUUUGCGAGUGUGGUGUUGGCCGCCCUUUUGCUGGCCUUGAUGUUGGCCUUGAUCAUUGUGGGGCUUCAUAUUCGGGCGGGGCGGUAUAUCAAGGCUCGUCAAGGGAAAUCAUUGGCUUUGCACGACAUGGCCCUUAAUCAGUAUCAGCCUGUGGGUCAGGGUGAGGAGCCAUUAUCUCAUCAUCCCCCAGUUCAUCAUCUCCUCCCAGGCCCAAUCCCAAAUCCGAAUUCUCAAAUGAUGUCGGCUCACUUAGAUCGACCCCCGUCACAAAUGUCAUAUCCGCAUGGCUCGCAUGCCGUUCCACCUCCCGUCUUAUUGAGUGGGGUGGGCGGUUCCAUGGAUCUGAUGUCGGAUGCGGAAUCUCGUGUCACUGAAUGGGUCAACUCUCAACAGAGAAGGAGCAUGCCCCAUCAGAGUUUACCGCCUUUCGAGGAAAUGUAUGAUCCCAAGGAACCCGAAGAAGUCAUGGCCAUGCUGGAGAUUGACCGGCUUCGAUUGCGAUUAGGUCAAUUGCUUCAGGAGGGCACUUUCGGGCGAGUGUAUCAGGGAACCUUAUUAACGGCCGAUGCGGAACCGGAGAUCGAUGUGGUGGUCAAAACCGUAGUUGCGGGCUCUUCAGCGUCUCAAUGCGCGCUCUUGAUCAAAGAGGGUGUGGCUUUACAAGGGAUUGCGAAUAAUCACGUCCACACCCUAAUUGCCACCACAUUCGAUGGCACGUCACCGAUGCUGGUCUACCCUUAUCUAUGUCAUGGGAAUCUCAAGAAAUUUCUCAAUAGUAACAACCAAACCGGCCUUUCCACUCAUCAAGUCGUAAGUUUAGGACUUCAGAUGCUUCGAGCCGUUCAACAUCUUCAUAAGCGCAAGAUCAUUCACAAAGACAUUGCCACCCGAAAUUGCGUAUUGGGCGAAAAUCUCAACCUUCGCUUGGGCGAUAGUGCUUUGAGUCGGGACCUUUUUCCAUCCGAUUAUCACUGCUUAGGAGACAAUGAGAAUCGACCGCUCAAGUGGAUGCCCAUUGAGGCUAUUGUUCAGAAAAAGUACUCCCGAGCUUCAGAUGCAUGGUCUUUUGGAGUAUUCAUGUGGGAGUUGAUGACCCGAGCGCAGCAGCCCUUCUCCGAUAUCGAUCCAUUCGAAAUGGAAUCCUAUUUAAUAGAAGGAUAUCGUCUUCAUCAACCGAUGAAUUGCCCUGAUCAGCUUUACUCAGCUUUAACCUCGUGUUGGUCUGGCAUUCCCGAGAAACGGGCCUCCGUUCACCAUUUGUAUUCGCAUUUACAGAGUCUUCAAACGCAACUCCAACAAUUUGUAUGAGUUAAUGUGCAUUUUCUCUUUUUUCCUAUGUCAGUGAAUGUUAGCUGAAAAUAGUAUAAAUAUAAUUGUCACAGCCAUA